Molecule: messenger RNA, 954 nt
Organism: Aureobasidium subglaciale EXF-2481
Lineage: Eukaryota; Fungi; Ascomycota; Dothideomycetes; Dothideales; Saccotheciaceae
Exons: 3
Coding region: 1-954 (317 amino acids)
Biological process (GO): DNA damage tolerance; double-strand break repair via homologous recombination
Cellular component (GO): Smc5-Smc6 complex; nucleus
Molecular function (GO): ubiquitin-protein transferase activity
Source: RefSeq, a predicted model, not a curated record
AUGUCGGACAACGGCGAGAGCGACGAAGUGUACAACAACAGCCACCGUGCCUUCUUACAGUCCCUCUUGUCACGCGCCACUCUUACUUUCGAACAAGCCAGGCCGGUCCUUGCAGCAAUUAAGAAUGCUCAAGCACAAGAUGGCCGCGAUGUCCAACCUGCCGACAUUACCGAACAAGACUUCUCGACCUUCGUCAAUGUGACCAAUGCCGCCAUUUCUCCCUUCGACCUCGAGAUCCGUGACACUCUGUCUCAACACGACCGCACCCGCAUCUACGCUCUGGUGAAUGUCUCUUCGGACUCGAUCACUCAGCUUGCAACCACCCACACACCCGAUGAGAUCGCCUUUGUGAAACGUUGUCUCGAUGCCAUGUUCGAGACGAAUAAUACCUAUCGCAGUGAAGUGCUUGCCGUCCGCUCUACCGAAGCCGUGAGGCUUGCAAAGGCCCCAACUGGUCAGACUCAGCAUGUUGAUGCGACACAAGGCGCACAGGCCCAGAGUCUGACCAUGUCGUCGGCUCAGAGGAUGCUGCAGGCCAUGGUUGACGAGGGCUGGUUUGAACUCAGCAAGAGAGACUUCUACACGCUGACUCCGCGUGCUCUCAUGGAAUUGCGUGCAUGGCUCGUCGAAACGUACAACGAUGAAGAAGAUGAAAGGAUAAGGAACUGCUCGGCUUGCAAGGCUAUAAUCACCAUGGGAGAACGAUGUCCCGAUCUCGACUGCACGGGUCGGUUACACACCCAUUGCAAACGCAUGGCUUUUAGAGCACAGAACAACAACGAAAGAUGUCCGGUGUGCAAGAAAGACUGGAAAGAUGCUCCGCCAGUAGGUGAGAAAGCAGCCACCCAGAACAGAAGGAGCAUGAAUGGUGCUGGUGCUUCGACACGCUCUCCCACUGCUCAAAUGGAUGGAGCAAACAAUUCACAAGAUGAAUCGACAGCCGACGAGGGUUGA